Molecule: messenger RNA, 1194 nt
Organism: Cicer arietinum (chickpea)
Lineage: Eukaryota; Viridiplantae; Streptophyta; Magnoliopsida; Fabales; Fabaceae
Product: DNA repair RAD52-like protein 2, chloroplastic
Biological process (GO): double-strand break repair via homologous recombination
Molecular function (GO): DNA binding
Source: RefSeq, a predicted model, not a curated record
GAUUUGAUGUGUUGGUAGUAAUAAUUAGGUGGGCUGCAUCGCAUAUGACUAUUGGGUAUUCCUAUUCACACCCCCUCUACUUGUUUUGUGUGUUCCCUCAUUCAUUCGUUCAUUCAUCCACUCACUCACCAACCACCAACCCACAAGCAGUCUCCUUCAUUUCCGAUUAUAUUCUUACAACAAAUCUGGUGAGGUAGAUCGAGCGAUGGCAUAUUCAGGUGUUGUUAGGAGUAACACAAAUCCUUUGGCUUCUUGUUCUUCGUAUAAUAACCAAAGCAUCGUGAGGAAACAAGAAAGAGGUGGUAUUGAAGUAGGGUUUGGAAUAAGGAAGAGAACAAGUAGAGUGGCGGUGAUCAAGUGUGGUAUCGAGCGUAGCAGUGAUGGGAAGAAAGGAGUAGUAUCCAAUUCCAAUUAUGUGGUACCUCUUGAUGACACGCUUUCAUUCACAAACUCAUCAUCCUGUAUAACUCGUCCUUUAGGUGAGAUUCUUAGAGAUUUGAACAAAAGGAUUCCAGAUACUAUCGUCAAACCUCAUAAUACAACUGCUAUAUCUCCUCCUCCUCCUUGGUAUCAUGCCAACAGGAUGUUGAGCUUCUACGCACCAGGAUGGUGUGGAGAGAUACGCGAUGUCAUUUUCUCUGAUAAUUCUACUGUUACUGUUGUUUACCGUCUUACUGUACGCGGAUCUGAUGGAGAGGCCUAUCGUGAGUCAACCGGAACAGUAUCAACUACUGAUGCCUCUAUUGGUGAUCCAGUUUCAGCAGCAGAGGAAAAUGCUUUCUGUAAAGCCUGUGCUCGGUUUGGUCUUGGCUUGUAUUUGUAUCAUGAAGAUCAAAUGACCAACAUUUAAGCAUCCAUAUUUCGUCUGGUUUACUGUGAUUUUUACUGGUUUCUUCUAAUUGGUAUAAAUAGAAGUGAGCAAAAGGUGGCGGUUAGAUACUUGUUUUGUACGAAUACAAAUGCUUAUUUGAAAGCAUGUUUCGUUUUUGGCUUUAUGUUUUCAAAGUUAGGGUGGCCUAGGCCUUAAAUUUGAUGUGGAAAUGAACAAUUUCAUUAUGCUUUUACUAUUAGACGACUACAAGGUGCUGUCCAUAUGUUCUGAGUCCAUGCAGGAUUUGAAAAACAGGGGUGAUAUCUGAUUAUGGAAAAUUUAUAAUUUGUUUGGUUAAAUAGCAUAAGUAAAAGUUUGUGUUA